Messenger RNA from Fusarium tjaetaba, 1209 nucleotides. RefSeq lists its product as uncharacterized. NCBI's taxonomy places the organism in Eukaryota, Fungi, Ascomycota, Sordariomycetes, Hypocreales, Nectriaceae. Bases 1 to 1209 code for a protein of 402 amino acids. The record is from RefSeq and is a predicted model, not a curated record. The transcript has 2 exons.
AUGACCUCGAAUUCUUCUUGGGAGAAAUGCGCGACCGAAUUUGACCCUGAUCCAGACAUUGCCGGAAUUGGUGUCGUCACCGCUUUCAUCACUGCUUCAUGCUUGGCAAUUAUUAGCAUAAGCUUGUAUCUUGCUAUAGCGAGCUCUGGACUGAACGUCAUUGAGGUCGGAGGUGCGAGACCACCACCUCGUUUUGGCUUUGUGGAAUCCGUCAAUCCAAUUGACGACUGGGUACGACGAAAUGUUUCAGAUCCUUUUGUCAGGCUCCUUAUCAGAUCAAGGUGGAUCAGAGCGCACAUCAAUCAGCUGAAGCGCGGUCUCUACUCGUUCGUGAUAACACUCGCCGAUACACAGCUCGUCACUAGCAUGGCAAUAUUGUGCACUGCCACCAUCGAAUUACACAGGAAAGAGAUAUCGGUCUAUCAUUUUAUGACGGCGACUAAUCUUGCAUGGCUCACAAGUGGUGUACAUAUACUAACACUCUACGCCAUACGCGUUGAGACACAUGGGGGAUUGGGCAAUAAACCUGCUCAUUACCAAUCAGAUGACAGGGCUUUUCAAAAGAAGGCUGCGUUGACUUCAGCCUUGGGCGCAGACAUGAUAUGUCGAAUUUCCGCUAUGCUUAUCCUUGCGGCGUUACUGCUGUACUGCACCUGGGUCACUGGGGCUGGAGAUUGGGAUAAUUAUGACGAACGGUUGGCGAGUUGUGCAAUCGGGAUGAAAAAAGCAGGAAGUCCCCUGUCUUGGAUGAUUGCGAGUUAUGUCCUGCUCAUCCAAGGGUAUACCAUCCAGUGUCUAUCACUAUGGCCCGCAGUCUCGAUAUGGUGGACCAACAAGAUCAAGGUUUUGGGUUCCGAUGGUAGAGUCUUGGGAGCACCAAAGAAUGAACAGAAACGCCGCUGGUGGAGGUUGAUAUUUAUGCCGCUGUAUUAUGCAUUCAACUCGGAAGCACUGGGUGUUCUUCUUUUCGAUGGGGUGCUGUGGUUUGGUCUGGGAGUUUGGUGGAUUCAGGCGGAGAGGAUAUAUGUACUUGGUGCGUGGGAAGGGAUGGAGUCUGAGAGCGACAUUGAAGGAGUUAGUCAGCUGCUGUGCCUCCUGUUACUGGUGGUACCGUUUCUCCAGGCCAUGCGCACAUAUCACGGUGAGUCGCCGCUAAACCCACAAGGGAAUCGCUCUGGAACACUGGCUGACGUGUGCGUUGUUCUUUAG